This is a messenger RNA of Solanum pennellii, 2530 nucleotides long. Its product is annotated as CDPK-related kinase 5. Gene Ontology annotation, molecular function: ATP binding; calcium/calmodulin-dependent protein kinase activity; calcium-dependent protein serine/threonine kinase activity. The transcript is spliced from 11 exons. The coding region runs from base 284 to 2107 and encodes 607 amino acids. The record is from RefSeq and is a predicted model, not a curated record. NCBI's taxonomy places the organism in Eukaryota, Viridiplantae, Streptophyta, Magnoliopsida, Solanales, Solanaceae. Gene Ontology annotation, biological process: peptidyl-serine phosphorylation; intracellular signal transduction; protein autophosphorylation. Gene Ontology annotation, cellular component: cytoplasm; nucleus.
GGCCUUGGUGUUUUCUAUUUUACUUUUUUUCUUAAAAUAGUAUAUAUUUUUAGACAAAAAAGCGAACAUCUCGUCGUUUCCUUUUUAUCGCCUUCUGUACACUGCAGAUCCAUCUUCUUCAUCUCUCUUUCAACACAAAUUCAAACUUCAAACUAAACAAAUUUCCGCUAAUUUAUACUAAUUUCGUUUUCGUGCAAUUUUCUCGACUUUGAGAGAUAACUGAGCUUUUCUUUUUUUGGCUUGAUUUGUUUUUCAAGUACAUUGGGUUGUUUCUGAAAACCCGAUGGGUGCUUGUACUUCUAGACCCUCAAAUUAUUCCGGCGACAGUAAUGGCAACAGAGACACACUUCCGGUGAAAUCUACUCCGAACAAUAAUGAGGACGAUAACAGUCAUCAGCAGGAAAGGACGAAAAAGGACGAAGCUGAUGUAGGUAAAAAGUCACCUUUUUUCCCUUUCUACAGUCCUAGUCCGGCGCAUUAUUUGUUCUCCAAGAAAUCUCCGUUGAGAUCUCCGGCGAAUGCCAGCACUAAUUCUACUCCUCGAAGGUUUUUUAAACGGCCAUUUCCUCCGCCGUCUCCGGCGAAACACAUCCGUGCUGUGUUGGCUCGGCGACACGGCUCUGUGAAACCGAAUGAGUCUGCGAUUUCCGAAGUAAAUGAAACGGAGGUUGGCGGCGGUGGUGGAGGCGGGGCGGGGCUUGAUAAGAGUUUUGGAUUUUCGAAGAAUUUUGGGAACAAGUAUGAGCUGGGAGAGGAAGUUGGAAGAGGGCAUUUUGGAUAUACUUGUAAAGCUAAGUUCAGGAAAGGUGAAGUUAAAGGACAAGAAGUUGCUGUAAAAGUCAUCCCCAAAUCAAAGAUGACUACUGCAAUAGCCAUUGAGGAUGUGAGAAGAGAGGUGAAGAUAUUAAGAGCUUUGACAGGACAUAGCAAUUUAGUAAAAUUUUAUGAUUCAUAUGAAGACCACACCAAUGUCUACAUAGUCAUGGAGCUGUGUGAAGGAGGUGAGCUUUUGGAUAGAAUACUCUCUAGAGGUGGAAAGUACUCGGAGGAUGAUGCAAAGACUGUAAUGAUACAAAUACUGAAAGUUGUAGCAUUUUGCCACCUUCAAGGUGUGGUACACCGGGAUCUUAAGCCAGAGAAUUUUUUAUUCACGUCUAAAGAGGAAAAUGCACAACUUAAAGCAAUAGACUUUGGACUUUCUGAUUUUGUGAAGCCAGAUGAAAGACUUAAUGAUAUAGUUGGUAGUGCAUAUUAUGUUGCGCCCGAGGUUCUACAUAGAUCUUAUAGUACAGAGGCUGAUGUUUGGAGUAUAGGUGUCAUAGCAUAUAUCCUAUUGUGUGGAAGCCGUCCUUUUUGGGCUCGAACUGAAUCUGGGAUAUUUAGGUCUGUCCUCAAAGCUGAUCCAAGUUUUGAAGAACAGCCCUGGCCUACAUUAUCUUCUGAGGCGAAAGACUUUGUGAAACGUCUAUUGAAUAAGGAUCCCCGGAAAAGAAUGACUGCAGCUCAGGCUUUGGGUCAUCCAUGGAUAAAGAAUAGUCACAACAUAGAAGUGCCUUUGGAUAUUCUGAUAUUCAAACUGAUGAAGGCUUACAUGCGGUCCUCUGCUCUUAGGAAAGCUGCACUACGGGCUUUGUCAAAGACAUUGACAGUAGAUGAGCUAUUCUAUUUGAAGGAGCAGUUUGCACUGCUACAACCAAGCAAAAAUGGCACCAUAAGCUUUGACAAUGUUAAAACGGCCCUGAUGAAACAUGCAACAGAUGCAAUGAAAGAAGCUCGCAUCCAUGAUUUUCUUGCAUCGCUUAAUGCGCUGCAGUACAGGAGGAUGGAUUUUGAAGAAUUUUGUGCUGCUGCAUUAAGUGUUCAUCAGCUUGAGGCUUUUGAUCGUUGGGAACAACAUGCACGUUGUGCCUAUGAAAUCUUUGAGAAGGAAGGCAAUAGGGCCAUUAUGAUAGAAGAAUUAGCUUCGGAACUUGGUCUUAGCCCUUCGGUUCCUGUCCAUGCUGUUCUACAUGACUGGCUCAGGCACACUGACGGAAAGCUCAGUUUUCUUGGUUUUGCAAAGUUGUUGCAUGGAGUGUCUAGCCGUUCAAUUGCAAAAGUUCAAUGAUUCAAGCCCCACUGAAUCAGAAAAUGAUUCUCUUGGUGUAUCUACAUUCUUGUCAUGAAUACAUUGUUUGGCAGUCAAAUGAGCUAGGGAGUGACGAAUGACGAAGAUCAAUUUAUGCCCCUCAUUCUGGAGCUUCAUAGAUCUCUUUAUUUUCUCAGGGACUAGUAUGAGAUUCCACGGAACAACAUUCCUGUAGAGGAUGAGAGGUUUGACCGCCGUGUGUUAUCAGAGCAGUGACAUCCUGCAUAUAGAGUUCUUACUGUAAAGCUGUAGUUAGUUAUGUUUGAUUGCAGGUGAGAGUACUUCUCAGCUGGUUUUUGGUCACAUACUAGGUGUUUUAACUUGUUGCACAUGCGCUGAUGUCUACAAUUGCAUUGUGUAAUGUUGUCUGCAUGUUUUUAUAGUUAAGAAGUUCCACCACUU